UCUUUAUAUCUCUUCGCUUUCUCCUCUACCCACUAAAUUUAUCAUCUCUCAUUCUCUCUCUCCCCACAAUUCUCGCCAACAAAAACCAACAAACAAAACUCCAUUCUCUCUAUAUAGACGAAUCUCGGAAUCUCCGGAGACAAAUAUUUUUUAAAAAAUAAUCAGAGAGAGAGACGAAGAAGAGAAGGAUCGAAGGAUUUAUAAUCUGGAUCGAAGAAGAUGUGUUGUGGACGGAUUUGCAUGCUGUGCACGUGUUUGCUUCUGGUGGUGAUCGCGAUUGGGUUUCUAUUUGGGUUCGGCGUCUUCAAGGAUGGAUUUCACAAGAUCCACGAAUCUGUUCAUCUCGACUGCGAUCCCAGAUUUGGUUGCGCCGGUGCUGUUGGACGUCGCGGUUACGGUUUCCCAGCCCCCCCUGCUCUUACCUAGCUAGCUCUACCUUCUCAUUUGGUUUUUGAAAAUUCCACAUUUGGGUAUAGCGAUUCUUUAGGUUUUUUAAAAAAAUUUCCAUUGUUUUUUUUCUUAAGUUUCCCCAGUUUCUCACAUUGAUGUUUACUUGUGCAUUCGAAUGUUUCAUAAAAUUAGAGUUUUAGUUUUGACCUCCUUACUCAUGAUCAUGAUGA
This is a messenger RNA of Capsella rubella, 620 nucleotides long. RefSeq lists its product as uncharacterized. The transcript has a single exon. Lineage: Eukaryota; Viridiplantae; Streptophyta; Magnoliopsida; Brassicales; Brassicaceae. The record is from RefSeq and is a predicted model, not a curated record. Bases 220 to 426 code for a protein of 68 amino acids.